AAUUUUGUAACAUUCUCUAUCAUCUGCUGAACUGUAAUCGGUUUUACUUUUAAUCUUUUCUGUAGAGAAGAAUGAUAAUAUGGUAUUUAAAAAUACAAUUUUUGAAAAAGGCUCAAAUAAACGGUCAUUUGCGUUGGCGACACUGUUGCGUGAUAUUUAAAUCUCGGAUUGUCAGUAUUGAUUUGCUUGAUAAUUCUAUGCACCAUAGAAAUGUUGAGUCCGUGGCUAACUUCGCGCUAUUUACUUGCUGCACCGGCUGUCAAAUUUUUCGACUGUUUUGUGUGUUUUAAAAAUUGAAACAUCAAUAUGAACUGGGGAGAUUGGACACCCCAAGAAAAUGUUCUGCUUUCAAUUCUUGAAGUUCUACAAGAAGCCCUGAUACCUGACAACGAGAUUCAAAAAAAUGUGCAGCAAAAGCUGAAUCUGAUACAGAAUAUAGGCGAUUUCACAUAUUACCUCCUAUUUAUAAUUUCCAACCCAAAUUAUUCAGAAGAAAUAAGAAGUUUGAGUGGUAUUCUAUUGAAAAAUAAUAUAAACUCAGUUUAUGACUCGAUAGCACAAGAGUAUUUGUUGAGAAUACGCCAAGAAUGCCUGCGAUUAUUGCAAGAUCCUUGUAAAGACAUUCGAAUUAGUAUUUCAAAUGUCCUUGUUAUGCUGGCCAAAGAUAACUUGGCUUCUUGGCCCGAGCUGGUUCCAUUUCUCAUAAACGCCUUUGAUGCCUCUAACGAGUUUAGUGAAAUUGCCUUGAACACUCUCUUCAAAAUCUGCGAAGAACUGAUAAGAAAUAACAAAUCUGAUGAAGAAAUAUAUGGAAUAACUAGGAAAGUAUUCCCUAAACUGAAUGAAAUGCUCUCUCAGGAGAAAUGUACCUUCAAUCAUGAUAUUAUCAGGCUUGUCAAUCAAUUCCUUCAAGAGUAUUUUAUGAUUGUCAAACAAUCUUUAGACCUGGGAUCCUAUUUAAGGAAUAUAAUGAAAUAUGCUGAUUCUGAAGAUGUAGAGAUGCAAAAACAGGUUUCUAUGACAUUCGACUUAUAUUUAGAUAAUAGAGAAGAUAGUUUAUUGCCUCAUUUGCAUGAAGUUAUACUUUAUCUGCUGGCUAAAACGCAACAUAAAGAUACUGAAGUUGCUUUACAAGCCUGUGAAUUUUGGUUUACUGCCACCAAGCUGUCAAACUGUAAGGAGCUACUGUCACCUUACAUGGAAAAACUGCUUCCAGUGUUAUUGAAAAAUAUGAAGUAUUCUGAGUAUGAGCUGAUGGCCCUGAAAGACUGCUUGGGUAACGAUUCCAAUGAAAAGGAUUCGUCGAAAGAUAUUUAUAGAUAUCAGAAUAUUCAGAACAAGGAAAAUGCAGAUGAAGAAUGUUACAGUGACGAUGAAGAUAAUUUCAAUGAAGAAGUAGAUGAUUGCUAUAUUGGUUGGACGCUUAGGAAAUGCAGCGCAGCAUCUCUUGAUGGAAUUGCUGUUAGGUUUCGUGAAGAUCUACUUCCUUUACUAGUACCUUACCUCAAUGAGAUUUUAUCACACCAGGAUUACUACAUUAAAGAAUCGGCGAUUCUAGCUCUAGGCGCCGUAGCUGAAGGAUGUAUGAUGGGCUUAAAGCCGUACCUUCCAUUUUUGAUUAAUUAUUUGAUCAAUUCAAUGAAUGACGAACAUUCUGUCAUUAGAGUUAUUACUUGCUGGACUUUGGGACGUUAUGUACCUUGGAUAAUCAACAGUGAUCCCUCCCCACACACCUAUUUCAUACCAGUAAUGACUGUCUUACUCAAACAUUUCAUUGAUGAUAAUAAGAGAGUUCAGAGAGCUGCGAUCUCCGCUUUCUGCAUUUUUCAAGAGACCGCUCAAGCUAAACUCAUACCUUAUAUAGAUAUUAUACUGGAGGGAUUUGAACAAGGGUUUCAGAGAUUCCAAUAUCGUAGUCUGUAUCUAUUAUAUGAUGCUAUAGGUGCUCUCGCACAAUCGGUAGGCAACCAGUUGAGUAAACCUGAAUAUAUAAACAAAUUGAUGCCUCAGUUGAUGCACAAGUUUUCACAAUGCGAUAACUAUUCCGAUGAUAAUUUCAUAGCGGUGCUGGAAUGUUUGUCUAACAUUAUUCCGGCUUUGGAAAUUUCUUUUUUGCCAUAUUCAGAGGUAGUUUACUGGCAUUGCUUGAGAAUAAUAACCGAUACUAUACAUUCAACGAUGAAUUACAACGAGAAUCCCAGGGAGCACGAUGUUCCAGACAAAGAACCUAUGAAUGUAGCCCAUGAUGUUUUAUACAGCAUGGCUCUAGGUCUCAAGAACCACUUCAUCAAGUACGUAAUGAACAGUAACUUAUUGGUCUUGUUGCAUACCACAAUGAUGGAAAAUAUGUCCCUUAUCAGACAAACGGCGAUAGCCUUGUAUGGCGAGCUCAUCAUAUUGUGUUUUCCUUAUCUGUCGAACACCGUUAGCGAAUACAUCCCCAUAUUGAUCAAGAAUUUAGAUGAAAAACACGAGGGUGUAUGCAACAACGCAGCUUGGGCUUUGGGAAAACUCAGUUCUGUGAUGGGUUCCGCCAUGCACCCCUUCAUAUCGGACAUGAUGGUACCAUUCGUCAAUAUUUUGAGGAACUCCAAUCUGAACAGGCCCAUGUUCAGAACUGUAGCAUUAUCAUUCUGCAUAAUUUGUUACGUGAGCAACGACAUAACUGUACCGGAUUUGGAUUUGAUUCUGAAAAACUGCUGUAUGCUCAUAAGGAACGUCAAAGAUUCGGAGGAGAAGGAUUUGGCUUUCAGGGGACUCUGCAAAGCGGUCGUAUCGCAUCCCAGCUUCUUCAAGGAGAACUUCAUGUACUUCUGUGACGCAGUGGCCUCUUGGAACAGCAUGCGGCUCGAUCUGAAGGAGAGCAUAAAGUCGAUAUUGGCCUCCUUCAAGGAACAGUGCGGGGAAGAGAACUGGACUGUCUUUUAUCAACAGUGCCCUGAGCCGUUGAAGAUGCGACUGAUCAGUCUGUACGGGAUAUGAGGCAAAAACUGAGGGCAUUCAAUCGGAUAGGGGGUAAAUACGAUGGGUGGGAAGCCUGAAAGCGCCUGCCCUGAAUACGUCGGAAGCGCAUUAAAAGGGAUUAAUUUCGCGAGGGAGGGGAUAGCCGCGUUUUUACAUCUUGAAUCGCAUAUCAAAACGGCCAAUUGUCGUUUUGUCUAAGCUUCAAUUGGAAUUUCAACUCGGAUUUCGAAGAAAAUCAGCGCUGCCUAUAGAAAUGAAUGGUUACGGUUAGAGUAAACAUAACCUCGAAAAGUUUUCUAUGUCAAGUGUGUAAUUUUGGAGUUAUUCAGGUUUUUUUCGCAUUAACCACGCAGAGCGCAAUUUUCUUCUGAAAUCUCCGUUCCUAAUGAAUCUGUGAAUAGAAUUUGAUCUAUUUUCAUCGAAAAUUUCUCUUGAUAUUUCAAAAUUUCCGAGCGUGUUUAUGAACAUAAAACUGUUUCAGUAUUUUCAACCAAAUGUAAUGUGAAAUUGAGGAAAAUUAUCGAGUAGAUUAGAUACUAAUCGAGUAACUAGUUACGUGAAUUUUUGUACCUACUUAUGCAUGAACUAGAAAGAAUCAACAAUGUAAUCUAAUGAUCUUGAGGAAGCAUGAUUUUUCAAUGCAUGACCAGAUAUAUUUUAUGAUAUGCUAAAGCAGUAUUCAUGGAUUUUCGAUAAAUUUUCUAGUCUAAUCAUAUGAUCAAUUUUUGUAUUUCAUUUCGAAUUUGCAGGAAACAGCUUAUGGGUUAUGUUGAAAAUGUGUAUUGGACCUCUUUGUUGUGUUAGACGAAUCAUUAUUUUAUGCAAUCUCAUGAGAUAUGUGUAAAAUCACUUUUUUAUAAUACUUGUAUAACAGCCGAGUGUUAAUAAAUAUUUUAGAUAUUU
Coccinella septempunctata (seven-spotted ladybird) is the source of this 3867-nucleotide messenger RNA. Its product is annotated as transportin-1-like. The record is from RefSeq and is a predicted model, not a curated record. Gene Ontology annotation, cellular component: cytoplasm; nucleus. Gene Ontology annotation, biological process: protein import into nucleus. Lineage: Eukaryota; Metazoa; Arthropoda; Insecta; Coleoptera; Coccinellidae. Bases 307 to 2982 code for a protein of 891 amino acids. Gene Ontology annotation, molecular function: small GTPase binding; nuclear import signal receptor activity. The transcript has 3 exons.